GCUCAGAUCCACACGCCACGAUAGUGCUAGUUUUUAUAGCUUUGGUAAAUACUGUUAUGCUGCUUUACUAUCUUAAGAAAUUUAAAUGUUGUUUUUAUCUUAAGAAAGUCAAAUUAUCAAAGCCUAAAUGCUGAUCUCUGCAUCUAGUCAUAUUCAAAUAUAUCUGUUCACAUCUGUUAUCCAAAAUCGAUUGUGAUUUGGAGAUUAGGCUCAGAUUCACACGCAACAAUAAUACUAGUUUUUUUAGUUUUUGAAAUUACUGUUAUGUUGCUUUACUAUCUUAAGAAAGUUAAAUGUUGUUUUAAUUUCGGGUAUAACAAAACAAAACCGAAAAAAACAAAUUUAGGAUCCGGUUAAGCUUUGAUAUAUGGUUAUUGAGUGGAUCGGUUCGGUUAACCGGGCUAGACAUCCCCAAUCUGAUGGUAAAUGAAGAUUUGACUGUGUAAUCCAAAAAAAAAAUAAGUUGGUAAAAGAGAAAACAAGAUUAUGAUCUACAGUUGCAACUUAAAAGCCAUACCGUAACCGUGGAACUCGCAUGUGCUAUUUCGGAACCACAAUCCCAUUUUUAGACAAGUCUGGAUCACACUUUGGUCUGUGAUUAUUUGUCGUGUCCUAUAAAUAUAAGAUCUGCUUCAUCCUCUAUCUAACAGAGUCUGUCAUUUCAAGCAGGGUCUCUGUCUCCUUCCUUCAGUUUCCUUCAUGUUUCAUCUUUAGCUAACACACAAAAAAAACUUUUGUAUAUAUCUAACUUUACAUAUAUACUGAGUUUGAGUGGUGGUGUCUGAUCCAUAUUCACCAAACCAUGGCUGUUGUUGUAUCAUCUAACGGGAACGCUCCUGCUUUCGAAGCCAAGUUGACUGUCUAUGUCUUUAUCUGCGUUGUCAUUGCUGCUUUCGGCGGUUUGAUCUUCGGUUACGACAUCGGAAUUUCCGGUGGAGUGACGGCUAUGGACGAUUUCUUGAAAGAAUUUUUCCCUGCUGUGUGGGAGAGGAAGAAGCACGCACAUGAGAAUAAUUACUGCAAGUAUGAUAACCAGUUCUUGCAGCUGUUCACAUCUUCUCUUUACCUAGCCGCGCUCGUUGCCAGCUUCUUCGCUUCAGCCGUUUGUUCUAAACUCGGAAGGAAGCCCACGAUGCAGUUCGCUUCUAUCUUCUUCUUGAUCGGUGUGGGACUAACCGCGGGAGCGGUUAACCUCAUCAUGUUGAUUUUUGGAAGAAUCUUGCUUGGCUUUGGUGUUGGCUUUGGCAACCAGGCAGUGCCGCUUUUCUUGUCGGAGAUUGCUCCAGCACAGCUCAGGGGAGGUCUCAACAUUGUGUUCCAACUCAUGGUCACAAUAGGAAUCCUAAUAGCCAACCUUGUCAAUUACUUCACUGCCAAGGUACAUCCUUACGGUUGGCGUAUUGCUCUCGGUGGAGCCGCGAUUCCCGCCGUUUUCCUUCUCUUCGGUUCACUGAUCAUCUGCGAGACUCCCACGAGCCUCAUCGAGCGCAACAAGAACGAAGAAGGCAAAGAGGCACUAAGGAAGAUCAGAGGAGUUGAAGAUAUCAAUGAAGAGUAUGAAUCUAUCGUCCAUGCUUGUGACAUUGCGAGUCAGGUCAAGGACCCUUUCAGGAAACUGUUGAAGCCAGCGAGUCGCCCACCGUUCAUCAUCGGAAUGCUUCUCCAGCUUUUCCAGCAGUUUACUGGAAUCAAUGCUAUUAUGUUCUAUGCACCGGUUCUGUUCCAGACCGUUGGUUUUGGAAGCGAAGCAGCUCUUCUCUCCGCGGUUAUCACGGGAACUAUCAACGUUCUCAGUACGUUCGUCGGGAUCUACCUCGUCGACAAGACUGGUCGGAGAUUCCUUCUUCUACAAUCUUCCGUUCACAUGCUAAUUUGCCAGUUGAUCAUUGGAAUCAUCCUAGCGAAAGACUUAGGCACGACGGGGACACUCGGGAAGCCACAAGCGCUAGUGGUUGUGAUCUUUGUGUGCGUUUACGUGAUGGGAUUCGCGUGGUCAUGGGGACCUUUAGGAUGGCUGAUUCCUAGCGAGACUUUCCCACUAGAGACACGAAGUGCAGGGUUCGCCGUUGCUGUCUCGUGCAACAUGUUCUUCACGUUCGUGAUCGCGCAGGCUUUCUUGUCGAUGCUUUGCGGGAUGAGAUCGGGGAUAUUCUUCUUCUUCAGUGCUUGGAUCGUUGUGAUGGGACUGUUUGCGAUGUUCUUCAUACCGGAGACUAAAGGAGUGGCUAUUGAUGAUAUGAGGGAGAGUGUGUGGAAGCCUCAUUGGUUCUGGAAAAGGUAUAUGCUUGAUGAGGAUGAUGUGGAGAAGAGAAACUGAUUGAAGUCAAUAUGUCUCUCUUGUGUGUUUUUCUUUUCAUGUUACUUUGUUGAUGUUUGUAUAACUCUUUCGUUACUUGUGUUGUUUCGUGGGACAAAUAGUGUAAUAAUACCAACCUGUUGAUUCA
Messenger RNA from Brassica rapa (field mustard), 2444 nucleotides. RefSeq names its product sugar transport protein 6. The record is from RefSeq and is a predicted model, not a curated record. Gene Ontology annotation, biological process: monosaccharide transmembrane transport. Gene Ontology annotation, molecular function: monosaccharide transmembrane transporter activity. Gene Ontology annotation, cellular component: membrane. Lineage: Eukaryota; Viridiplantae; Streptophyta; Magnoliopsida; Brassicales; Brassicaceae.